Molecule: messenger RNA, 7204 nt
Organism: Sarcophilus harrisii (Tasmanian devil)
Lineage: Eukaryota; Metazoa; Chordata; Mammalia; Dasyuromorphia; Dasyuridae
Gene: C1H1orf35
Product: chromosome 1 C1orf35 homolog
Exons: 9
Coding region: 1320-2132 (270 amino acids)
Source: RefSeq, a predicted model, not a curated record
UUCUGGAAUGUUAGAGCUGGAGAGGAUUUUUGAUAUUCUCUUACUCAUCCCCCUCAUUUUACAAAUGAGACUAGUCCAGAGAGACUAGUCCAGGGUGACAGUAAGUCAGUGGAAGAGCCUGGACCAGACACCAGACCAAGAACCUUUCCCACAUCUGGUGGUUCUUUUGGUCUUCUAGAGGUUCAGAGCUCUUCCCUAAUGGGAAAGCUGAACAGAAAUCCAACAGUACCUCUGUUCAUCUCUCCCUCCUCUUUCCUAGCAGGAGGAAAAUGAUAGAAGUAGGGAGCUGGCCAUCUACCAAGUGAUGGGCCUUGGCCUUUAGUCUAGGGAAGGAAAAAUUGACAUCAGGAGAAACAAAUGAAAAACUGUCUUCUUAUUUUCUCUUAGGGAGAAGAACAGCAGCUUGGGAGAUACUGGAGCUAGGCUUGGGUCUGAGUUUUGACUGAUAAUUCCUAGGUGCAGACAAAUCACUCAAUUAGCAGGAGCAAUUAAGCAGUUUUGUGCUAUGCCCUGGAGGUGCAAGUACAAAGAAUGAAACUAUCCCUAAUGGCAAAGUACUUUUACUUUAAUGUCAUUUUGACCCUCUUUAAGCCUUAACUUUUUCCUGUAAAAUUAGGCUAAUAAUCCUCACAAUAUCUAACUCAUAGGGUUCUUGUUAAUAAAGCAUUGUAGAACAUGCCUUAAUGGUGAUUCCUGGUUGAUGAGCCUGCUGCCUGGGAAAUAGGAGAUGAUUUAUUUGAAUAAAAAGUGUAGAUUGCAUGCUUAUCAGAUGUACAGAUUACAUAAAGCCAGGAGCUAUAGUUAACAUGCUGCAUGAUGGAAUCCAAAAAUAUCUUGACCAGCUAGAAGGCAGGGCUAAUUCUGUUAAGAUGAAAUUUAAUAAGGAUAAAUGGUAGUAUCUUACUCUCAAGUGCAGAAAUCACAAACAAAAAAAGGUGUGGAGAAUAUGGUUAAAUGGCAGUUUGUCUAAAAAAAAAAAAAAAUCCAGAGGUUUUGGUAGACUGAAAAUUCAGGAGGAGUCCAUAGUGUGGGAAGGUAGUCUAAAAAGACUUGGCUGACUUUCAGCUGCAGCGAGAGAAGCAUAGCUUCUCUGAAGAAGGGGGUGGUUAUCCCUUCGUGUUUUGGACAGAAUCCCCAGAGACUACUCUGGGCACCUCAUUGUAGGAGAUACAUUUAUAAAGCUAGAGGGCAGCCAGGAUAAUAGAGGAUCAGCUGAAGGAACUAGGGACGUUUAUGGUGAAGAAGAGUGGACACUGGGGAGACCUAACAACUAACUGUCUUCAGAGCUACUAGAGUGACUGCCUUUACAGACUUUAAAGAUGUUUGGCUCUUCCCGUGGAGGUGUGCGAGGUGGACAAGACCAAUUCAACUGGGAAGAUGUGAAGACUGAUAAACAGAGGGAGAACUACUUGGGAAAUUCCCUGAUGGCUCCAGUGGGCAGGUGGCAGAAGGGCCGUGACCUCACCUGGUAUGCCAAAGGCAAGAAAGGCGAUGUGGCCCUGAGCCGAGAAGAGGAGCUAGCUGCAGUGCGCCAGGCUGAGCAAGAAGCCCUCCUGGCUGCGUUAGGCUACAAGAAUGUGAGGAAGCAGCCCACAGGACUGAGCAAAGAGGACUUUGUGGAAAUCUGCAAGCGGGAAGGGACUGAUCGUGAGGAGAAGGACGUGGACCAGCUGUCAGGCCUGGGGAGUUCCAGUGGCUCGGCCGGCCGCGUGAUGCUCUCCAAAGAAGACAAAGAAGCUGCCAAGCUGGGGCUGUCUGUGUUUACGCAUCACAAGGUGGAGAGCAGUGCCGCAGCCAUGCCAGCAGCCCCGUCAGUGGCCAAGCGGAAAGCAGACACCAGCAAAUCUGAGAGCCACAAAAAAGUCAAGAAGGAGAAGAAGAAGAAGAAAAAGAAGAAGCACAAGAAAGAAAAGAAGAAAGAGAAACAUUCUAAGAGGCGUUCCACCUCGUCAUCAUUGUCCCCCUCCCCGCACAGGCACAGAACCAGUCAGCACCAUGCCUCCCCCUCCCCUUCCUCCCGGGCCCAGACAUCCAGGAGCAGGCACAGCACAGACUCUUGGCCCAGGAGAAAGAGUGGUAGCCCCGAGGCCCAGGCCCGGCACAAGCGGCAGCGCCAUGACUCUGAUGACUGAUCCUUGGCCCUGGAAAGCAGAUGGUACCGGCAAGGACCCCUCCCUUCCCCCAGUCCUAGAGUUCUGUGAGCUUAUCCCUUUGGGCUGAACGGCCAAAACCUUCCACCCAUCCCUGGGGGAGCCCAAGCUUGCAGUGUCUCUGGGAGCCGGAGCUGAGAUACUGGGUCCCUCCCUCAGCGACACUGAUGUGUCCAUAAGAGGUGCUACCUCCUCCUGUGCCCCAGCCUCCCCUCCUCGCCCAGGCCAGUCCUCCCAAUAAAGCUUCUGCCCGUGUCCCUGCUUCUCAGGGAGUUUUAUGGCCCCAGUGGAGAAUGAGCAGAGGUUGGGCCUGGGGGCCUUCCUCCCAAAUCUGUCCCCAAGAGGGCAAGUUUAGCACAUUCCUUGUUUAGCAAAAAAGACCCUGGCCUGGGAGGCAGGAAACCUGACUUCUGACCCUGAAAACUGUUUGAACGUGGAUGAGCCAUCUCCCUUCCCUUGGAUUUUGUUUCUUCACCAAUUACAAUUCUUUUUACUCCCAACCUCAUGGUUGUAGGAGCAAAGAAAGUGCCUUAUAAAUGUGGAAGGGCUGUAGAGAGUUGAGCUGGGACAAGUCACUGACCCUGCAGUGGUCACUGUUUGCUUACUUAGGCAAACGAGGACAUUCUAGGAUUUGAGGCGACGUGGUGAUUUUUGUGGCUGUGAUUUUAUUAACAUUUCAUGUUUUUAGCUCUUCCAGCUUGGACAUCUGGGAUUCCCGAUUUCUACUGAAAUACUGAAGAUGAGGGACUAGUGUUUUAAUCAUUGCUAGAAUUUAUCAAUCCAAAUGAGUAUUGUUUCCCGUGUGACUGCUUCUUUCAAGAAGGCAGUAGUUGCUCAGGUCUCGUUUAGGAUGUUGGGAAUCUGGCUUUCAACACUUGCUUAUAGCAGGUAAAUAAUGGCUUCCAUUGCGACAAUUUCCACCCCAUGGCACUGGGGCUACUGUUGUCCCCAUUUUACACGAGGUUCCAGACUUAACACACAACCUCUUCUCUGUGAUCUCAGUCCAUAUUUGAUCCUAGAUCCUCAUUAGAUCUUCACCCUUAAGAGGUGGAUUUGAGCUUUUAUAAAGAAUGAAAUGAAAACAUCAGCAAGCAGCAGAUGUGGGGACCAAACAUGGGGGCAGGGAGACUGCCCGUGUGCCCCAGCUUUAGCAUGUUAGGAGAAGCUGUCUCAGUCCCCAACCCCAGGGCCCAGCUAGGCUGGGAGCAGCUGGAGAUACACCAACUGGGUGUGUUGUAAAGGUCUGCAGGGCUAGGAACUCCCAGGUUGAGGUGGUUUUCAGAGAACUUCUGGAAUCAAGGCCACUGGUGGAAAAGGAGGAGCCCAUAGAAGUAGGCCAGGUGAGACAACACCUCAGUAGGAUUGGACCUGCAGGAGUCACUGGAUCCAAGGGUUCUGAAUCUUUUGUGGGUCAUCUGAUGAGGAAUGUUUCAUUUCUAAUAAUAAUCAUUAAUCCCAUAAUAAUGGCUUUAAAAAAAAAUCAUCAUUGAAGGAAACAUUCAAUAUCAGUUAAAUGAGUUGAUAAAAAUAAGGAUAAUUUUUUUUCUUCAUCCAAAUUCAUGGGCCCCAGGUUAAGAACUCCUUUUAGAAAGGUCUGAACAAGGGAGGUAGCAGCCCCUUGUGUCUUUGUUGCCCAUGGAGGUCCUGAGAACCAUGGGAAAAGCUUAGUGGAGAGGAGGAGGAUUUCAGGUAUCUGGAAAUAGAAUAGGAGAAGCCAGAAUGAAGUCACUGGAAGGAAGGAUGCAGGGAAGAUUGUUAGAGAACUUCUUUCUGCUCCAACCUUUUGUUUGGCUGAGUAGGAAAGUGAAGUCCAAAGAGAUUGUUCAGGGGCUUAGAAUAGAUUUGGGCUCCAAGUCCUGUACCUUGUGUUCCCUGAUGCUCUCCUUCAGGAGAGAGGGGCCCUUAGUUAUGACUGGUGACAAGACUUGUUCCUGAUCCAUCUUGGUGCACCUCUGUCAGGAAGCGGGCGGGACAAGCACUCUCUGAUCUGCAGAAGAGGUGGGCUCGGCCAGAAGGGCUUGGACGGGCCUGAGCACCCAGGGACCCUGUGCCGCCCCUUCCCACCCCACCGCUCUCCCUUCUGUCCUGAGUGUGGUGAUCUGCCCCUAACACCCUCUGUGUGCUAGGAGCCAGCAGAUGUCAAGGAGGGAAGGACCCGUGUUCCACUCCAGCUUCUGGUUUCCCCUUCUGCCCCCAUGUUAAGUAUUUUACCUCCAAUUAAGCGAUUGCUGGCCCCUGACUUCUGCUUCUUCAAAGCCCAGAUUUGUCCUGAGUGGCAGUCCAGACUCCCCCAGCUCUGCUAGAUCUUACUGCCUUGUGGUCUUGGGCCAGGGGUGUUACUUGUGGAACCUCGGUGCCUUCAUCUGUAAAAUGAGGAACCCACUAGAGCACCCUUCUGGCUCUGUGCAAUCUGUCUAGGUGUCCUGCUGGCCCCCCCAAACCUCAUGGGCCGCUCUUCCAGGGCACCCCCCCAGCUUUCAUCCCUCUCCAGCACUCUCAUGGCCACUACCAGUGGUUCAGGCCCUUGUCACUUCUUGCCUGGACCGCCAGAAUAGCUUCUUGAGUGGCUUCCACAUUCCAUCUCUCCCAUCUCUUGUCUGUUACGCAGAGGCCUCAGGGCAGGUCAAUCUACCAUAUUCUUACUCAGCAGCUUUCAGGGGGUCCCUCCCACCUGUAGGAUAAUAUUCAAUAUGAAUUUCAUGGCCCAGUAAUUUAAGGUUCUUCAUAUUGGGCUUUCCAAUUGCUUUCAAGCAUCUUCUGUUAUACCAUUCCCAGAUGGAUCAUGGGCUUGCUCUCAGAACAUUAAUGGGAGCUAUCUGCCCAUACCAUGUCUGGUUCUUAACUACUGUUCACGUGUGUCCAGAUUUGGCUCAGGUGUCACCUUAGGGGAGCUGUCAUUAGGUAUCAUUGCUAACCCUUGUGAUGGUUCCUGGGCCUCUCUCCUCCGCUCCCAUCUCCCUAUCCACAACCCCUCACUUUUGCUCCAAGACCCAGCUGCUUUCUGAAGUUCCCUGUGACCAGAAGGCACAGCCAUCCAGUUACCUGGACUCAGCCCCUAUCAUCUGCACAGCCUCACUUGUAUACCUUCAGUCUUGUGCCAGAUCUAGUUGGGCCACAUCUCUCCCUUCUCUUACCUUCUAUGAUGUAUCCUCACCACCUUGUGUCUGAAGUACAAUGGCUGCCGGUGGGUCUAAUCUUUAUCUUUUUGCUGAGCUGUCUAGUUGACUGGUGGGAGGGGGAAAGGAGGUAUAGUUGACUGGUGGGAGGGGGAAAGGAGGUAAUCAGGGUUAAGUGAUUAACUCAGGGUCACAUAGCUAUUAAAUUUGUCUGAGGCUGGAUUUGAACUCGGGUCCUCCUGAUUCCAGGGCCAGUACUCUCCACUGCACCACUUGGCUGCCCCCAGAUUGUUUUCUCAAGCAUAGAUGAUUAUUGUCCCUAUACUCAGUCAACUCUAGCAGACUCCCUAUUACCUCUAGUAGCCAAUAGAACAUCCACAGGCCCUAAAGCCCCUCGCAACUUGGCCCAUUCCUUUGUGCCCAGCCUUCUGCCACAUCCUCGCUUCCAUGGACCGUAAGAUCCAGGGAUCUCGGCUUUCUUGCGCUUUGUCCCAUCUGGUCAGCCCCAUCUCUCUAGGAAGAAGCCUUUUCCAGUGCCCCCCAAUCAGUGCCUUCAGUCUAGGACGACUUUCCCUUUACACUGUUAUCAUGCAUGCUGACUCUCUUUGUACAGUGUGAGCUCUUUGAGGGCAGGGAUCAUGCUUUGCCUUUCCUUACAACCCUUCUGCUCAACACACUAGCACAUAGUAAGUGCUUAAUAAAUACUUGACUCAAACUGUUGUUGCUCACUCAUUUUUCCCAGAGCCCCUGAUCUUUCCCUCGGCUCGGGCAUUCUGUUUUUCUCAGGGUAUUCUUUGUAGUGUUAUGUGCCUUUUGCGGUUCACUGUGUGACUCUGGAUCUCUAGCGCUGGCCUUUACACCCAGCUGGGCAUUUGGCCGGGGAUGGAGCCUGCCUGCACUUCCCUUCCUUCCCAGUAGAGGGCACUAGGCCCCAGGCCAGCUGUGACUACAGGCUGCCAGUUGGUGCGGAGGGGAGAGUUCAGAUCCUGAUUCCUACCUAUUAGCUGUGUGAACCUCCACCCAAGUGGGGGCCACAGCUGUAAAAGGACCUCUCAGAGCUGUGAGAUGGCAGUGCUCCGCCGACAUAACCACACGCAAACACGGCACAUCAAAGUGCUCAAUGCAUGCAUGUUCACUCGUCACGGCAACCUCAUUGAUGCUGAGGGCCCCUAAGGCCACACAGUCGGCUUGGGGGCCAGGACAUGAACACAAGGCUCUUGACCAGUGUAUUAAUGGGCUCACAUACAUGCGCACCUUUUCAAGAUGGCUCAGGUUUCAAUUUAGCAAGAGAUAAGAACUGAACCACAGAAUCCAGGAACAUCAGAUGGAACGAAUAACCAAUUAUACACGUUGGUUAGAAUAUAGACAAGAAAUAGUGUAAUGGGUGAUGCUUGGAAGUUAAGUUGGAGGGAUUAGAGACCUGGUCCCCGAAUUGGAGCUUGAGCCUGGGUUCUUCCUAGGACCCAGGAAUUUGAGUGAUGAUCCUUAAUGGCUAAAGGGGCUGGGCCCACCCAGGGCUUCUUGGCGGGAACUUCCUUGGCUGCUGGUUUUUGGGUUUAUUGGGCAUGUGUGGAAAGGACCCAGCUGUCCAAGUCCCAAGACCUGGGGGCUUUAGCUCUGGCCUGCUAGCUAGUGACUUCCUAUGUGACUUUGGGCUUUAUGCCUCCUGCAUGAAAUAAAUGCUCUCCAAAGUUCCAGCUCUAAGUUCCCUAUUGUUAUGGAAAUAGGAUGGAAGCAUGGUUGAUCCCUCAGAACAGGCUGCUCCUGGAUCAACAAGCCAGGCUUUUCCCCUCUCAAUCAAAAAGCAUGUAGUUAGUACCCAUGUAUAUAGUGUGCUAAGCACUCUGUUUAAACCCAAGGCACAAAAGAAACAAUCCCUGCCCUUAAAGAACUCACAUUGUAUUGGAGAGUAUGACCAUUCACAAGUCACUAUACACA